AUGCCAGUGGAAAAGGACUUGGAUUCUGCUUACAAGAUUUUAUAUGAUGAUAAAAAUUAUCUGAAGGCAUUGCAGUUGUAUGAUAAAAUACUGUCAGAUAGCAAUUAUCAGAAUUUAACUGCUUUUAUAUACAAGGCUGCAUCUCUGGAAAAACUAUACUUUUCUUCAAAAGACUGGGCAAACGACGAUACUUUAGCUAUCGCUAAAAGUUGUCUCGAUAAUGCAAAAAAAAUAGCACUUGAAAGAGGUGAUAGAUCCAAAAUUGGUCUAGUUUAUUUCAGAUAUUUUAUUUAUUAUUACAAUUUGAAAGAUUAUAAGUUGGCAAAUGAAAACUUUUUGAAAUCAAAAAAUUACGAUUAUAAUGAUUCAACUUUACCUAUGUGGGAAAUACAAUUGAAUGAAAAAUUGAAAAACUUAAAUUUAUCAAGUGAAACAAAUGAUGAUUCCAAUGAAGAGCCUGAUGAAAUUAAAUCCUUAGAAAAAAAUAAUACAGAUAAUUUAAUUAAGGAAAAACCAAAUUUUAAAAUUGAUUGGUACCAAACUAAUAAAAAUAUCACAAUCUCCAUUUUUACUACAAAUUUACCAACGGAUAAAAAUGAUAUCAAGAUUAAUUACAUAGCUGGACAUAAUACAUUAGAAGUUACCUAUAAAAUCCCAGACAGAGCCUCGGAAUUUCAAUACUCUAUCAAUUUAUCAUACCCAAUAAUUUCAAAUUCAAUUAAAUCCAAUCUCUUCACUAAAAAAAUCGAAAUCAUAUUAGAAAAAUCAAAUAAUAUUUCGUGGAAGUCAUUAGAAAAAACUAUCAAUUCAAAUGAAAAUACAAUCUCAUCAUUCCCUGAUUCCAAUUCAAACCCGACUUCUAGUUUAAUGUAUCCAAACUCAUCAAAGAAAAACAUCGAUUGGUCAAAAAUUGAUUAUGACGAUGAAGAUGACGAAGAUGAAGAUUCAGGCACUGCUGAUGCAUUCUUCCGUAAACUAUACGAGGGUGCUGAUCCAGAUACAAAAAGAGCAAUGAUGAAAUCUUAUUUAGAAAGUAACGGUACUGCAUUAAAUACAAACUGGGAAGAUGUCGCUAAGGGGGAAGUUGAAACAUCUCCUCCAGAAGGCAUGGAACUUAAGCAUUGGUAA
Messenger RNA from Vanderwaltozyma polyspora DSM 70294, 1128 nucleotides. RefSeq names its product co-chaperone SGT1 (gene SGT1). The record is from RefSeq and is a predicted model, not a curated record. Bases 1 to 1128 code for a protein of 375 amino acids. Lineage: Eukaryota; Fungi; Ascomycota; Saccharomycetes; Saccharomycetales; Saccharomycetaceae. The transcript has a single exon. Gene Ontology annotation, molecular function: protein-folding chaperone binding. Gene Ontology annotation, biological process: protein stabilization.